This is a messenger RNA of Alternaria postmessia, 2373 nucleotides long. RefSeq lists its product as uncharacterized. Lineage: Eukaryota; Fungi; Ascomycota; Dothideomycetes; Pleosporales; Pleosporaceae. The transcript is spliced from 3 exons. The record is from RefSeq and is a predicted model, not a curated record. Bases 1 to 2373 code for a protein of 790 amino acids.
AUGUCUCCUCAACCAACGGCUCUCUACCUCGCCCGCAUCCGCGACCGCAUCGUCGCUAUCCGCGAGAACACAAACACAAACGCGACCUCCCUCAAGACCAUAAUCACCAAUACCGUGCGCCGGGACAGUCUGGGGCGCCGUGGGGAAGCCGCUCGCCAGACACUUGCGGCGUCUUUAGGUGAAUACUAUGAUGGAUCACAGGAGUCAGAACACGACCUGAGGGAUUUAAGUCCAGUGGGGGACCAUUUGAAUGGCUGGGAUGAAGAAGAUGGAGAGCAAGACUGGGACGUGAGGUCCGAUAGUAUGGAGCCCCUGAGAGAUAGAGAGGGAGAAGAAAUCGAUGACGGCGAUGACGAAUACGAAGAAGAAAGAGAAGACUGGGAACUUGAUAUGGACAGAGAGCAUGAGCGGUAUAUGGAGGUUGACCGCAGUAUGAGCUUCGAGAGCCUUAUCGCAGAAGAAAGGUUCACGAAUGGAGAGGUGGAGAGCGAAAUGUAUGUCGCCUAUCAUAGUAUGAAUAGUAGGGCGAUGAGAAAGAUGAGGUUACAUGAGGUGGAGAGGAUGUAUCAGAGUGGGGGGACGUAUUCUACGGUCAAUAAGACGAAAAGAAGCGAGAUGCAAGACAUGCUCCAAAAGUACAGCGAGGAAGUGCCGAAUUUCAGAAGACAAGAUGACGAGGACGACGUUGUUUCAACCCCCUACCCUGAAGACGACGACCUCAUACCACUUACCUACCAACCCAACCACGGAUCACUUCCAACCCCCAACGAUACUAACAAAGUAAAUACAAACUCCUCGUCCGAACUAUCAAUAUUGACAAACCUUUACCCCGAAGACGCUCCAACCACCCAACCCCAACCCCCUCCACCCACACAAUCCCCACACUCUAUCAAUCGCAACACCACGCCUUCUACGAACCGGUCAUAUUUCCCUAUAUACCCUUCAAACCGUACGAUAUCGCCCAUCUCACUGUUCGUCGCAUCGCGCCACGUCCCAUUCCCCGUCUCCCCCUCAUCUACAAGAAGUCACGUACAGUUCCCCAUUGAAUCGGGCGCCUGUGCACACAACAACGAUGUAGAAGAGAGAGAAUAUGCUCCAACUCAUCCUUACUACGAUAUGAACCAACAAGAGACCCAGGAAUACUGGCAUGGUCUGCAACGUUAUAACACGGAGAGUGAGCGGCAUCUGAGGCGAGGGGAGGCACCCACGAACCGCAGACAACGCUCUGCAUCCUCGCCCGUCCAACACCGUGAUGAACGUACUCUUGAAUCCGCAGGAGGGGAAUACGAACACCAUGUAGGUGAUGCACUAGAAGGCGAGCAAGGGGGACAGGCUGGUGAGAAAAAGGUGAAUUUAGUGGGACGAUUGUUAAGCACUCUCACAUGUCGGCCUGGUGCCGUUUCGCCGAAUGAUGCUGCUGUGCCUGUCAAACAUGACCAGACUGUCGGAAUGGUAUCUAUUGUACCAAGAAAGUAUGCGAUGGCCUUUCUGUCCAGGAAGACAGGUCGAACGCAAAGGAAUGAAGAAGAAGAAGAAGCGAGACUUAGGGAAAGAUCUCUCGGGUUACAAAUACCUCCGCCUCACGAAAAGACGACUCGGGAUACUGGAAAUACCAGUAGGAUUAGAGAAGAGGCUCAACAGACCCCAAGAGCCAAGAGAGGACACGAGGACAAACAGUCAAGAUCGAAACCUCGAGUCGUCAACGUGGGAAGUCAAACGCCAAGUGUUAUUGGCCCGCCCGUUGACCUCUCGAAGAUGAUACAGCGCGCACCCGAGAGCAUCAGAACGUCGUCGCCAUCACCCGGAUCAGAUGCUGAGCCUCUAAGGAUGAACGUUGAGCGUGUACCUAGACAAGCACACUCGGACUCGAGCUCAAGUCUCAGCGACCGUUUACGGAAGACGAAGCUUGAAGAUUUACCUCUCCGCUUUGGAGCAGCAGAGGAGAUACGCAAUCUGAUGCUUACUCUUGAGAGAGAUCAAAACGGGUCAACCAAUAUCCCAAUUCAACAUGAAGAUAGACUAUCAGGUGGUGUCAAUUCAACCACUAAACUACAUACUGGACAGGCAAACGAACUACCCGGUGGUUUCUCACGCCCAGAAAACCGCCAAGCCAACAGGCAAUAUGCUCAGCGUGUCCGCGCUGCCAAAUCACAUUCGAGCAAUCUUACUCUACCGCCGAAUUUCCGCGCACCAGAGAUACAUGCUGAUUCGCCAUCUAUUUCACUGGAGCCGAGUCGUUUCAUGAAGCUGGCUAGUGCUGAGGAUACUGGUGGCAUGAAUUUGGUGGAAGAAGACGAUGAUAUGGAUAACAGUACUGAGAAGCAGUAUGAUGAUAUUGAAGACGACGUUGGCAUGGAUGAUAGUGCUGAGUAG